Metarhizium brunneum ARSEF 3297 is the source of this 861-nucleotide messenger RNA. RefSeq lists its product as uncharacterized. The record is from RefSeq and is a predicted model, not a curated record. Gene Ontology annotation, cellular component: plasma membrane. Lineage: Eukaryota; Fungi; Ascomycota; Sordariomycetes; Hypocreales; Clavicipitaceae. Gene Ontology annotation, molecular function: ferric-chelate reductase activity. Gene Ontology annotation, biological process: intracellular iron ion homeostasis; iron ion transport; copper ion import.
AUGGAGGGACAAGACGGUCGUGUCUUGAAUAUUCAGCUGAAGAAGCCCAUCAAAGCCAGACCCGGGUAUUUCUACAUAAGGGCACCCGAGCUGUCGCCUGCGAUGCAGAGUCAGCCCAUCCAUAUGCUAUGGUGGCAGCCAAAUGCACCUUCGAUACAGCAUUUUGCAGUGUUGACCAACCAGGUGAAACGGGCUCCUUCUCUCGGGCGCUUUCCCAUUCGAUUGGAUGGACCUUACCAGGAAGACCUGCAUUUAGGCAAAUAUGAGGCCGUGAUGUUUGUCGCUCAAGGGCCUGCUCUUUCUCGAGUUCUACCGCAUCUCCUUUAUCUGACCACCAGAAUAACGCGAGACAAAUUUGCCAAGGUGCAAAGCAAUCGGUGGUACCUGGAUGGCUUAUUCAGUGACAAAACGCGGAAGGUCGAUUUAUAUUGGAAAAUGGAUCAAAACGAUGACAUCUCCUCUGUUAGCGCAUAUUUCGACGAACUAAGCGACUGCGGAGCUGACAGCAAGGUGCAAGCUUGGAUAUUCUACCCUGAAGGUCUUCCAAGACAGACAAGACUUCCAAGGCCAAAAGGCAGGCAACACUGGUUUCCAUUUGACGGGGAUUUUCUACGACAAGUGUCUUCAGCGAUUGAAACGCAGUCAAAGAGAACACCAGGGCGAGCGAAAGUAGUCAUUUGUGGUUCCGAAGUGUUCAACUCGACUGUUCGAAGAGACAUUAGAAAUUACAUCCAGGCCGAUAACCUGAUUAGUCUCAGCGAGCUGGUCACUAUGUCUUGGGCGACAAACGAGAAGGGCAACAAGCAACAGCAAAAGCUCAGGAAGACAGAUGUCGGACAUGCAGGCCAUAGCGAAAAAUAG